AUCUUAAUAUAUCAUUUAGUCUUUUAUUUCUUAAUAUUGAAAUCCACUAAAUAUAAACCAUCUGUACAAUAAUUAAUCAUGAAUGAAUACAAACCAAAUGCAGAUUAAAUUAGCCUGAAAAAAAGUCUCCCACAAGUGAUUUCCACAUGCACUUGAGGAAAAUAAUUUUUAAAAAUAUAAGUAUAUUAAUUAUUUCUGCUAGAGUGAACAAUCACAGUAAUGACAGAGGACACUUAGUCCUGAGCAUUACAAUGGGAUUAAAGAACAUGUAUCUUUUCUUUUUCUGAAAGAAUAGGAACUACCAAAAGAAAAGCGAUGAUUAGUUUAUAAAACAUAUUUUGCACAUAUAGAAAAUCUUCUGUCUGAUGAUGUGGUGAUACUUUACAAACAAUAAUGAAUUAAACCUUACAAGCUUUCAGGGGAGAACUGGUAAUAAAUAUAUCACAACUAAAAAUGUGUACCCGGGACAACCUGUCAUGCUUAAAAUUGGAAUCAAGUGCCUCAGAUUUCAACAAAGGCACCAAAAAACAGUGGUUUCACCUCUGUGCAUGAGCUGGCGAACACCAUUUCAGAGGUGCUCCAUCGUUGCAUUUCCCGUGACUGCGCUGUACCCCGCACACCACCCUGCCCCAUGCUUGCUGCUGUGGGCAGUUACAGGCAGAUCUUGUGCUGAAAUGCAAACCAUUUGACCAGAGUUGUCAUGUCGUCUUUGGCUUUAAAUUGAAAAAAGUAGUGCUCACAGCAGUGAUCAAGAGCUUGAUCUAGUUAGAAGCUGGUUUGAUACGUCCAUAGAGGUGUGAUCCCAGGUUUCAUGUAGGCAUGUUUACAGUCACCUCAAAACCCCAAAUCACCCCGUCCAGACCAUUUGCACCUUACUGUGAGGAGUCAUCCUUUCUAGCCCAUGUUCAGAUAAACCAGUGCCACCAGACUUCUGAUGUUAAGUAGCUGUAAAGAUUUUGACAUUUGGUUGCAAACCAGACCAACUGAACAAUUGCUUAAUUAAACAACAAUUAAAGAGUUGUUUGCCAGCAUUUUAAGAAUCCCAGCCUUCUCUUUUCGGCUGCAGGAACUUUUUCUGCCAUGAACUUAACCUGUCACAAUUUUCUUUCACUGCACAUAUUUGCUGAUGCCAGAAGCUCUGGCAGAAAGAGUUCACAAAUCAAGCCUUUGGCAGGUUGCAGGCUGGGUCUUAUUCUCACCUAUACCUCGGUGCCUCGGGGGAUGUGCUGUCUUCUCCAGCUGAAGCACACAGGUAUGCCUUUGCUUGCUUCCCUCAGUCGGUUGUGCUCAUUUCCAGCUGAAACACUUGGCUGUCUGAAACCCAGGUAAGACCUCUUCAGUAUUUAAUUUUCCUGCUAAGUGUGGAACUAAAGUAUGUUGGGGAUUUUCCGGUCCUUUUUGCUCUGUUAAAAGGAGUCAUGUUUAAAGAGUAUCGGUAUUGAACAUCACGGUGUAAGGCAGGGUGGGGACUGGGUCAUGUACCUACCAAGAUUACUCUUACGUGGAUACCUAUAUUUCACUACAGUGCUGUUUCAGUUGUUACAGCUUAAGUUAUCUCUGAGUCUGUCCCUUACUCUGAUAGAGUAUAAAAUUUGAAGUCCAACACAGCAGGGACAUGUUUGCUCGGUUUUGCCUUGGAGAUGGGCUCCACUGCCUGCUCGCUCUGUAGCUGGGAAGCCAGGAGCAGCUGCACGGGUGCUCGCUGGCAUCAUCUCCCCAUCACACACCAGGCUCUCUGCGGUCGUGGUGGGUGAGAAGAGCUGAAGCAGCAUGAAAGGUUGGUGACCCUUAAUAGCUUUCCCUACCUGUGGUUGCUGAAAUAGCUAUCUAGAUACGGCUGUUGUGUCAUGUGCUGUGUAGGGCAGCGUGAACCAAGCCUACGAGGAGCCUGUAACCUCUGAAAUACUUUGAAUGCCUUUGCUUAUGUUCCCCCUACUCUGGGGAGGGUAUUUCAUCUUAGCUCAUUCAGCACAGCAACAGCUGUAGGAAGGUAAGUAACAAGAACGGAGCUGGGAAGUGGCACCUUGGGCACACUCAUGCGGGGAUGCCCCAGCAGCUGGACCUGCAUUGGGGCGUGCUGGACCUGCUGGUGCCUACAGAUGGAGAAAAAGGUGGAAGACACAGAGGUGGAGGGCAGGCUGAGGUUUGGGAGAUCUACUUGGUGGCAGGAUGCCAGGCUGUCAUUUAUACCCAUGGCUGCCUUCUGUUUUUCCAACAGAGGUUUUGUGUUGGCAAGUUUUACUUUCCUCCAGCGGUACCAGUUUGAGUUUCACAAGGAGGCAUGAGGCUGGGGCUGGCCAUCCUGUUACACCUCAUGCUGAUAAGACUCCAGCAUGCACAGGAUGACUGUGAUACUGGGUCCUGCCACCCGGCCAUUGGGGACCUCCUCCUGGGUCGCAGCAAGCAAUUAACAGCCUCAUCAACCUGUGGAAUGAACAGCCCUCAGAAGUACUGCAUUAUAGGCUACCUGGAGGCUGAACAGAAGUGCUUUCUCUGUGAUUCCAGAUACCCAUAUAAUCCCUAUACGCAGCACAACAGUCACAUGAUUGAAAAUGUUAUCACAACUUUUGAGCCUGAUAGGAAAAAGAAGUGGUGGCAGUCAGAAAAUGGCGUUGACCAUGUCAGCAUUAGAUUGGACCUAGAAACUUUAUUCCAGUUCAGCCAUCUUAUCCUGACUUUUAAGACAUUUCGGCCUGCAGCAAUGCUGGUUGAGCGCUCCACCGACUUUGGUCAGACCUGGAAAGCAUUUAGAUAUUUUGCACAGGACUGUGCCGCUUCUUUUCCCAACAUCUCUUCUGGUCCAGCAAAAAGUGUGAGAGACAUCAUUUGUGAUUCAAGAUAUUCAGACAUCGAGCCCUCCACAGAAGGCGAGGUUGUUUUAAAAGCUUUGGAUCCCAGUUUUGACAUAGAAAAUCCAUAUGUGCCAUAUAUCCAAGAGCUCAUUACAUUGACCAACUUAAGGAUCAAUUUUACUAAACUCCACACGCUUGGGGAUGCUCUGCUUGGAAAAAGACAUAGUGAUCCCCUCGAGAAGUACUACUAUGCUGUCUAUGAGAUGGUUGUGCGGGGCAGCUGCUUUUGCAAUGGCCACGCCAGCCGGUGUGAUCCCAUGCAGCAUCUGCGGGGAGAUGUCUUCCAUCAGUCUGGGAUGGUCCAUGGGAGAUGUAUCUGCCACCAUAACACUGAAGGUUUGUCUUGUGAAAGAUGUAAAGACUUCUACAAUGAUGUUCCCUGGAGACCAGCUGAAGGGACUCAAGAUAAUGCUUGCAAACGAUGUAACUGCAACGGCCACUCUGACAGAUGCCAUUUUGACAUGGCCAUGUACCAGGCCAGUGGCAGGGUCAGCGGUGGUGUUUGUGAGGACUGUCAGGACAACACCAUGGGGCAACACUGUGACCAGUGCAAACAUUUCUUUUACCAGGAUCCACUCAAAGUCAUCUCUGACCCUCAGGCAUGCCUCCCCUGCAGCUGUGACCCAGAAGGUACAUUGCACAACGGCAGGUGCGAAAGCCACACAGAUCCUGCUCUGGGAACGGUCGCGGGCCGGUGCCCUUGCAAGGAGAACGUGGAGGGUGUCCGCUGUGACAAGUGCAGGGCAAACUACUAUGGGCUGAGCAGCAGUCACCCUCUGGGCUGCCGGCCCUGCAACUGCGAUCCCUCCGGCAGUUUGCCCUUCUCCAUCUGUGAUCCCGCCACGGGACAGUGCCUCUGCCAGCAGUUCGCCACGGGGCAACGCUGUGAAAAAUGCGUUGUAGGAUACUGGGGUCUUGGCAACAGCUUGUAUGGCUGUUCUCCAUGUGACUGUGAUAUUGGUGGAUCCCAGAAUAACUUGUGCUCACCAAAGGAUGGUCAGUGCAAGUGUCUCCCCAACAUCGUGAGCCGUCAGUGUAAUGAGCCAGCCCCAGGAUACUUCUUUUUACCUCUGGAUUAUUAUAUUUAUGAAGCUGAGCAUGCAAAGCCGCUUUCAGGCUCUGCACCCUUGGUUAAACCAAGCACUCUUCCAAGGUGUGACAUCUACUUCCAGAAGCAAGGUUAUGAGUUCACGAUUGAAAAUGGAAAGAUUGUGUUAAACAGGAGCAGGAAACGAAGUAUAAGAAAAUCUGGACUGGAGCAGGGUGUGAUGCAGUUUGGGCAGGACUCUGCUGUGGCGGUGGUUUUCAGGCAGCCCAGCGCCGGUCGGGCUGUCACAUGGACAGGACCCGGCUUCGCCCGCGUGCCCAGCGGAGCCGGGCUGAGGUUUGCCAUCAACAACGUUCCCUUUGCUAUGGACUUUGAUAUCACGAUUCGUUAUGAGCCUGAGUCCUUGGAAGACUGGCUAGCAAGUGUUGCCAUCCAGCCUGCUGGCAUUUUGUCAAGUCAACACUGCAAAAACAAGGGUCUUUCACAGGAGCCACAUGCAUUGCCUCUCCCAGCUACAAAGAGGAUUGCAAUUCUGCAAACUCCAGUCUGCCUGGAGCCGGGAACAGACUAUUCUGUGGAGGUGUAUUUUUCUCAGCCCUCUGCUUCUGACCCAAAGGCAAAAUCAUUCAUCUUGAUCGACUCACUUGGACUUAUUCCCAGAAUCGUCUCCAUGGAGAACUUUUGCAGUGAAAAGGAUUUAGACGAGUACCAGAAGUAUCACUGUAUUGAAAUUGCAUCAGAAGUUGGACCUCACGUCCUGCCUGAAGCGUGCGCACGGCUCAUAGUGAGCAUGUCAGCCCGUAUUCACAACGGUGCCGUCGCGUGCAAGUGCAAUCCCCAAGGGUCGCUGAAUGCCAGCUGCAGUAAACUGGGGGGCCAGUGUCAGUGCAAAGCCAACGUCGUGGGACGCUGCUGUGACACCUGCUCUGCGGGCAGCUACGGCUUCGGCUUCCACGGCUGCUACGCAUGUGAAUGUCACCCGCAAGGCUCGCUGAGCACGCUGUGCGACCAGGUGACGGGGCAAUGCUCCUGCCGCCGGGAGGUGGAUGGUCAGCGCUGCAGCCGAUGUCUGGCUGGGUAUUUUGGAUUUCCCCACUGCCGUCCUUGCCCGUGUAACGGCUACACAGAGCUUUGUGAUCCGGUGACCGGAGCGUGCCUGAACUGCCGCGGGUUUACAGCUGGAAGCCACUGUGAAAGGUGUGUGGAUGGCUAUUAUGGAAACCCUCUGAAGGGAGAACCCUGCCGCCCAUGCAUGUGCCCAGGGGCACCGACAAGCAAUAGCUUUUUUGCACAUUCCUGUUACCAGGACUCCCGGUCUGCACAACUAGUCUGCAAUUGCCUCAAGGGAUAUUCAGGCAACCAGUGUGAUGAGUGUCCUAGUGGGUUCUACAAAAACCCAGGCAGCCUCAGGCUUGACUGUGUGCCAUGUCUCUGCAAUAACAACACUGAUGUGACAGACUCAGAGUCCUGUAACAGGGUCACUGGGGAAUGCACUAAGUGUUUACACAACACCCAUGGAGCAAACUGCCAGAUCUGCAAACCAGGGUAUUUUGGCUCAGCCCUCGAUCAAAACUGUCGAAGGUGCACGUGCAAUCCGGCCGGUGUUCUCCCUGACGUGUGCCCAGGGGGGGAUGCAGCCUGUCUGUGUGACCCCACCACAGGAGCUUGCCCUUGCCUGCCGAACGUGGUGGGCACAACCUGCGACCAGUGUGCCUCUGGCUACUGGGACCUGGCUAGUGGAAAAGGAUGUCAGAUCUGUGACUGUGAUCCAAAAAACUCCCAAAGUAACCAGUGCAACCAGUUUACAGGCCAGUGUCCAUGUAAGCUAGGUUACAGCGGAAGAUGUUGUGAUGAAUGCGAGGAAAAUUACUUUGGCAAUCCCCAGACGCAUUGCAUUUCAUGCGAGUGCAACCCGGAGGGAACCGGCCAGCCCAAGUGUGACAGAGCCACCGGCGCAUGUAACUGCCGCGCUGGUGUCACCGGCCGGUUCUGCAACCAGUGCAGCCGUGGCUUUGAGAAAGACUUUCCCUCUUGCCGUCAGUGUCAUCUUUGUUUUGAUCAGUGGGACACUGAAAUUACUGCCCUCGCUCAAGCUGUUCAGGGUUUAAUGAGGUUUGCUGCAAAUCUCGAAGAUAAAGGAGGACGAAUGCCCAGCUGUGACAUGCGCUUCAAAGCCUAUGAAGAUGCCAUUUCUGAAAUUGAAAGAAUUUUGAGACAUCCUGUUCUUUCACUGAAGGCCCUCUCAGGCAUCAAGGAUUUUCAGGACUACGUUCAAAGUAAAGUUGUGCAAAUGGAUCCCCUUCACAGUAUGCUGUACGAGUUUCCUGACCUUAACAAGAACAUAGAAGACAUUGGGGAAGAAGCUGACCUAGUGUAUGAACUUCUACAACAGAAAAUAUAUCUGCAUCAAAGUUUUCAUUACUUGAAUCUCAAAGAGGUCAUCAGCAACAUUAAGAAACACUUUGAAGUAUCAUUGCUGGCAGAAGAGAAAACCAGUGGGACAACCCCUAUUGUAAAAUACUCAGAGUACACCAGGAACUACGCGCUCACAAUGUUGGGUGAUCAGGCCUUGAAAGCAAGCAAUGUGCUGGAACAGCUCAAGAUGAUCAAGAUCCCCAACAUCCAAAACCUGAGUGAAAAGAUCUGUGGUGUGCCAGGAGACCAGUCCUGUGUCACAGCAGCCUGCAUGGGACCUUUGUGCCGGGACAGUCACAGACACAGGCAGUGUGGUGGCCCAAACUGCAGCGGAGCUCUUCCUGUCUCCACCGAUGCCUUCAGGAAAGCUGAGGAGGCUGCUGUAUUGCUAAAUAACUUGACUACUCAGCUACGGGAACCUGAGAAUCAGGUUGAAAGCAUUAGAAAAAUGGCAGAAGAUGGCAAGUUGGGAGGCUCACAAUUUAAUGGGCAACUGGAGAGGGCUAAGAAUCAAAUUGAAGUUGACGGAGAGAUCACUAAGGAGUUCAUCCGAAAAGUGAAAGACUUCUUAUUAGAUGAGAGCGCGCCUCCAGAAGACAUUGAGAAGGUGGCAAAUUAUGUUCUGCAAAUAAACCUUCCCCUGACUCCACACGAGCUCACGGGCAUGCUUAGCAAAAUCAGGAGCAUUAUGAACCACUGUGAGAAGUACAAAGUGAAUGAAGAUGAGAGGAACAGAAAAAGGGAGGAAGCUCAGAUGCUGCUGGAGGAGGCACAAGGAGCUGACAAAGCAGCCAAAGCUCUUCCACCUGUGGAUGAAAUUAAUAAUAAACUAAAGAAUGUUGCGAAGUCCCAAGGACACUCCAAAAACACUUUCAUAAAGUUAAAUGAAGAGAUACAAGGCAUCAGAACACAAAUCUCACAGGCUGAGAACCAAGUGAACAAGACAAAUGAUGAACUAAAUGACUUGUCAGCAAAGCAGUCUGAGAUGCAAGAUGAAAUUGCCACAUUGCAGGCAAAAAUGCUGAUGAACAAGAAUCAAGCUAUAAAGGCAAGAGCAGGGGCAGAAGCAGCACACAAGCGAGCCCAGAAUAUUGAUAACGAAUUUUCUGACAUUAAAAGGAAGUACACCAUUCUUCAAGAAAAGCUAAAAGCCCGAGGACCUCCAAAAGUAACACUAGAAAAAGUGAAACAGCUGAAAGAAGAAGCAGAAAAACUGGCUGAAGAGACUGAAAAAAAAAUUAAAAGAAUAACAGAUUUGGAGAAGAAGCUUCAGGACCUGAAUCAAACCAAGCAAGACAAGGCAGAGCAACUGAGACAACUGGAGGAACAAGUGAUAGCCAUUAAAAAUGAAAUCAUGGAGCAGGAAAGCAAGUAUGGAACAUGCAAAAGUUAGAGUCUAAACAGACCAUCAGGUAAAAUGUAACUGAGGUCUCUGUGCUUACCACCCCCUGAGCUUCCUGGCACAGAGGGCUGUCCUCUGUAAAUACAUCUGAAGGUGCCGACAGUAUUUUGGCACAGUGAAUAAUGUCAUUUUCUUUUUUUUUGUCCAGUUCAGUUUAUAUGGAAAUAGGAAAUACCUUUUAAUAAACCAGCUGAUUAAGUAAUCAGGAUGUA
Tyto alba (common barn owl) is the source of this 7929-nucleotide messenger RNA. It is a transcript of the gene LAMB4, whose product is annotated as laminin subunit beta 4. The transcript has 35 exons. Gene Ontology annotation, biological process: cell migration; substrate adhesion-dependent cell spreading; basement membrane assembly. The record is from RefSeq and is a predicted model, not a curated record. The coding region runs from base 2282 to 7708 and encodes 1808 amino acids. Gene Ontology annotation, cellular component: laminin trimer. NCBI's taxonomy places the organism in Eukaryota, Metazoa, Chordata, Aves, Strigiformes, Tytonidae.